GGAGACGGGAAAUCCUCUCCUGCCGGACGAGGGCUACGUAAAGAGCUCCGAGGGAACGGACGGGGAGGCUGUGUUUUUCUUCUGGCGAUUCCUGCAAAGGUAUCUUAGCUAUGGCAACAUUUCCAGCAAGCAUGGCCAGUGGAACCAUAAUUGUCAUCCCCUCUAAUGGAGCGAACGUAAUCCAAACGGCCCCUGGAUUGCCCGGUGUUGUUCUUCAGGCAUCUGGAGCAACUCCAUAUCCUCAGUAUGGAGCUCAGCAACUUGGAAUUUCCACCAGUGCUCCUCAACAAGUGUCCCAGAAGGGUCCUAUGGAGAGAUUCCUCAGUGCUGAGACCAAAGUGCUUGGGGCCAUCCAGAUCAUGAUUGGGUUGAUCCACAUUGGCUUUGGGGCUGUCUCGCUUUGUCUCUUUCCUUCUUACUACCUUAACUUGUCUGGAAUUGGAGGUUACCCCUUUUGGGGAGGGAUAUUUUUCAUUUCUUCUGGAUCACUUUGUGUAGCAGCUGUGAACCGUUCAAAUCGGGGUUUGGUGAAAUCUAGUGUAGGAUUGAACAUCACAAGUGCUAUAAUGGCAGUAGUUGGUAUCAUCCUGUAUCUAUGUGAGAUGAUCAUCAGUACUAUUUCUUUGAUGGCUGGCCAGGGAUAUCUCAAUGUAAGUAUAGUGAAUGUCGGUUAUGGCCUCUCCAUUGUGCUGCUCUUGUUCAGCCUGCUGGAAUUUUGCAUCGCUGUUUCACUUGCACACUUCGGGUGCCAGGCAACUUGCUGUUCUGAUGCCCAGCCAACCAUGCAUUUUGUGCCUUACCAAGUCAUCGGAGAUGGAGCAGUCACACCUGAACCAAAUCCUCCUCCUUCUCCACCAACCUAUGAUAACGUGGUUACCAAAUCUCAGUAAAACAAGAAGGAAACGUGAGAAUUGUUGGCAACAGAGGCUUCAGGAGAAGCAAUGCAUUUCAUAUUCCUUUAUUUUGUCCUCCAAUUUGCUUGUUUAUUUUUCAAUUACAGCCUUUAAAACACUAAAUGAAAUGAUGGCAAAUUUUAAAAGUCCUUCGAUUUUACUUAAUUGUUAUAACGCUUUCCAAGAAGCAAGAAUUUGUUUAUCAGCGUAUUUAUGAGGAAGUAGAUUUCCUACACUGGAUGAUGCAAGCUGUUUAUUACUCUUCUGUUUAUAUUUUAAAUGAUGUUUGGUUUUUUUAUGACAAAUAUGGAAUUAAGUAGGAGAUCUGAUGCUACAGAAAAGA
Protobothrops mucrosquamatus (brown spotted pit viper) is the source of this 1236-nucleotide messenger RNA. Its product is annotated as membrane-spanning 4-domains subfamily A member 8-like. The record is from RefSeq and is a predicted model, not a curated record. Gene Ontology annotation, biological process: cell surface receptor signaling pathway. The transcript has 7 exons. The coding region runs from base 111 to 890 and encodes 259 amino acids. Gene Ontology annotation, cellular component: plasma membrane. Lineage: Eukaryota; Metazoa; Chordata; Lepidosauria; Squamata; Viperidae.